GGCUGGGCCCGCACCGCAGGGCUGGAGGCCGGGAGUUUCCCGGUUACGGCGCCGGCAGCACCAGGCCGCCUGUGCUGUGGUGUCCUCCGGAGAGCUGCACCGGCGUCCCCAGCGGCCCUGCUCAGCUGCCAAAACAUAGUACAGAGAAAUAAUGGUCUGCUAGCCUGCUAAACAAGAGUCCAGCUUCCACAAUGCCUGUGCAGGCAGCUCAGUGGACAGAAUUUCUGUCCUGCCCAAUCUGCUACAACGAGUUUGAUGAGAAUGUGCACAAACCCAUCAGCUUAGGUUGCUCUCACACUGUCUGUAAGACCUGCCUGAACAAGCUUCAUCGCAAGGCAUGUCCUUUCGACCAGACUGCCAUCAACACGGACAUCGAUGUUCUUCCUGUAAACUUCGCACUCCUCCAGCUAGUUGGAGCCCAGGUACCCGAUCAUCAGACAGUAAAGUUGAGUAAUGUAGGAGAGAACAAACAUUAUGAAGUAGCAAAGAAAUGUGUUGAGGAUUUGGCACUCUACUUAAAGCCAUUAAGUGGAGGGAAAGGUGUUGCAAGCUUGAAUCAGAGUGCACUGAGCCGUCCAAUGCAAAGGAAGCUUGUGACACUGGUGAACUGUCAGCUGGUGGAGGAAGAGGGUCGGGUCAGAGCUAUGAGAGCAGCUCGAUCACUGGGAGAGAGAACUGUCACAGAACUGAUCUUGCAGCACCAAAAUCCUCAGCAGCUUUCUGCCAAUCUUUGGGCUGCUGUCAGGGCACGAGGAUGCCAGUUUCUAGGACCAGCUAUGCAAGAGGAGGCACUGAAACUUGUAUUACUGGCACUGGAAGACGGCUCUGCACUCUCAAGAAAAGUUUUGGUACUUUUUGUUGUGCAAAGGCUAGAACCAAGAUUUCCUCAGGCCUCUAAAACAAGCAUUGGUCAUGUUGUGCAGCUACUGUAUAGAGCAUCUUGCUUUAAGGUCACUAAAAGGGAUGAAGAUUCUUCUCUGAUGCAGCUUAAAGAAGAGUUUCGGAGUUAUGAGGCCUUGCGGAGAGAACAUGAUGCCCAAAUUGUUCACAUUGCCAUGGAAGCAGGACUUCGAAUAUCACCAGAACAAUGGUCUUCUCUUCUGUAUGGUGACUUGGCACAUAAAUCACACAUGCAAUCCAUUAUUGACAAGCUCCAAUCUCCAGAGUCUUUUGCAAAGAGUGUACAAGAAUUGACAAUUGUCUUGCAGCGCACGGGAGAUCCUGCAAACUUAAACAGGCUGAGGCCUCAUUUAGAGCUCCUGGCAAACAUAGAUCCAAAUCCAGAUGCAGCAUCUCCAACAUGGGAACAGCUGGAAAAUGCAAUGGUUGCUGUAAAGACUGUGGUACAUGGGCUAGUGGAUUUCAUUCAAAAUUACAGUAGAAAAGGCCAUGAAACUCCACAGCCUCAACCAAAUAGCAAAUACAAAACAAGUAUGUGCCGAGACCUUCGACAGCAAGGGGGAUGUCCAAGAGGAACAAACUGUACAUUUGCUCAUUCUCAGGAAGAGCUCGAAAAAUACCGCUUGAGGAACAAAAAAAUCAGUGCAACAGUGAGAACAUUCCCCCUUCUAAAUAAAGUUGGCGUAAAUAGCACCGUCUCAACGACAACAGGAAACGUCAUUUCUGUCAUAGGAAGCCCUGAAGCAACAGGGAAGAUGGUGCCAAGUACUAAUGGAAUAGCUAAUCUGGAAAGUGGGGUUCCCCAGUUGAUCCCUCGCUGUGCCGACACCUCCUUGAGAGCUUUGGAGAACACCAAGAAGGGAGGGAAAACUGGAGCUAAUGGCCAGAAUGUUUCUGGAUCCCCUACAGAAUCACUACCUGAGAAUAAAAUUGGUUCUCCACCCAAGACUCCUGUAAGCCAGGCAGCAGCUACCUCAGCUGGUCCUCCUAAUAUCGGAACAGAAGUUAAUUCUGUGCCUCCAAAAUCCAGCCCGUUUGUUCCCAGAGUACCUGUCUACCCUCCACAUUCUGAUAAUGUUCAAUAUUUCCAAGAUCCCCGGACUCAGCUGUCAUAUGAAGUUCCACAGUACCCACAGACAGGAUAUUAUCCACCACCUCCAACAGUACCAGCUGGUGUGGCUCCCUGUGUUCCUCGCUUUGUGAGGUCCAAUAACGUUCCAGAGUCCUCCCUCCCACCUGCUUCCGUGCCAUAUGCCGAUCAUUACAGUACAUUUCCCCCUCGAGAUCGACUGAAUUCUCCUUACCAACCUCCUCCUCCGCAGCCGUAUGGACCAGUUCCUCCUGUCCCUUCUGGAAUGUAUGCUCCAGUUUAUGACAGCAGGCGCAUCUGGCGCCCACAGAUGUACCCACGAGAUGAUAUUAUUAGGAGCAAUUCUUUACCUCCCAUGGAUGUGAUGCACUCAUCUGUCUAUCAGACAUCAUUACGUGAGAGAUACAACUCUUUGGAUGGGUAUUACUCUGUGGCUUGUCAACCUCCAAACGAACAGAGGACUGUGCCUUUACCAAGGGAGCCUUGUGGUCAUUUGAAGACUGGUUAUGAAGAGCAGUUAAGACGGAAGCCAGAGCAAUGGGCACAGUACCACACGCAGAAAACUUCUCUGGUAUCGUCAACCCUUCCUAUGGCAACACCAUCUCCAACACCACCUUCUCCUCUCUUCAGCGUAGAUUUCAGCACAGAGUUCUCAGAAAAUGUCAGUGAUUUGAGUGGAACUAAAUUUGAGGAAGACCAUCUCUCUCACUAUUCACCGUGGUCUUGUGGCACUAUUGGCUCUUGUAUAAAUGCUAUCGACUCAGAGCCCAAGGAUGUGAUUGCCAAUUCAAAUGCCGUGUUAAUGGAUUUGGACAGCGGGGAUGUUAAACGGAGAGUGCAUUUAUUUGAAACUCAGAGAAGGGCAAAGGAAGAAGAUCCUAUAAUCCCAUUUAGCGAUGGACCGAUCAUCUCCAAGUGGGGUGCAAUCUCCAGGUCAUCCCGCACAGGUUAUCACACGACAGAUCCUAUUCAGGCCACUGCUUCCCAAGGAAGUGCUACUAAACCCAUCAGUGUAUCAGAUUAUGUCCCUUAUAUCAAUGCUGUUGAUUCAAGAUGGAGUGCCUAUGGCUCAGAUUCUGCUUCAUCAGCACGUUACGCAGAACGGGACAGGUUCAUAGUUGCAGAUUUGUCUGGUCACCGAAAGCAUUCCAGCACUGGAGAUCUAUUGAGUAUUGAAUUACAGCAGGCCAAAAGUAACUCAUUAUUACUUCAGAGAGAGGCGAAUGCACUAGCCAUGCAACAGAAGUGGAAUUCUCUAGAUGAAGGCAGUCGUCUUACCUUAAAUCUUUUAAGCAAGGAAAUUGAUUUGAGGAAUGGUGAGACUGAUUAUACUGAAGACUGUGCAGACACGAAGCCAGAUCGAGACAUUGAACUGGAGCUGUCAGCCCUGGAUACAGAUGAACCUGAUGGGCAAGGUGAACAAAUAGAAGAGAUUCUGGAUAUACAGCUAGGUAUUAGUUCUCAAGAUGAUCAGCUGCUCAAUGGGACAACUGUAGAGAAUGGACAUCUGCUAAAGCAGCACCAGAAAGAAUCUAUGGAACAGAAGAGACAAAGUUUAGGUGAAGACCUUGUGAUUCUGGAGGAGCAGAAAACAAUCCUGCCCGUAACUUCUUGCUUCAGUCAGCCGAUCACAUCUGUUAGCAAUGCAAGCUGCCUGCCCAUCAGCACAGCAGUCAGUGUUGGCAGCCUCAUUUUGAAAACUGCUCACAUUAUGUCUGAGGAUAAAAAUGACUUUUUAAAGCCUGUUGCAAGUGGCAGGAUGGUUAACAGCUGAAAGGCAUUCAUCUUUCCAGCUUGUGACCACACCAUGGAAGCAUUUACACUAGCUUUUUAUAUAUAUAAUAUAUAUUAUAUAAUGUAUAUUUUUUUUAAAAGAAUAAUAUUGGGGUCAUGCAUUUCCUGUGGACUCUUUGAUACUUCAAGCCCCUCUCGCAUUAGCAUUCUGAAGAAAAAAAACUUACUUUCCUAGGGUAAGGCGUUCACUUUCCACAGAUGAAUGGAAUUUGGACAUUGUUUUACUUAAGCUUAAAGCAGCUUUUUAUGAGUUUGUAGCAAUCCGGUGCGGUAUCUGAGCCAUUCUUGUUUAAAAUGGCUUCUGUAGAAAACUAACAACUCAGUUAUUUAAACUAGCAGGAUCCUACGAUGAUACAUCUAGUGAAAGGAAGACUUAACUUAUUUGUCUCUAUUUUGUUUCAUGAGAGAAGAAUUCGUGUCUUGUUGCAGCUGCUUUUUCUUUAGUUGUGGAACUUUGCAUGGAGUAUUGUUUCCUGUUUGAAGACUGAGAGGUGGAGAUUCGGACUUGAGACUUUUACAGGGUUAACACACCGUUAGCUUUGCACUGCUACGUUAUUUGCAGGUCUGUGGUGCAGUGCUUUGCUGCAGCUUUUUUGUUUCCAUUCCCCCCCAAUUUCUGCUUUAGUAAUGUAGAUACACAUACACAGGCUACUUGUCCAAGUAAAGUUAUCGGAAGUAAACCAAGUGCCUAAGUCCUCCAGCUAAUGUGCUAGGUAUUGAUUUCCCCAAGUUAUACGUGAAAUGAUUUUCAACCAUUUUGAGAGGUUAUGCACUAAUGUAACAGCAAUUUUGGUUUUUCUCUUUUUUUUCUUAUUGAUAGUUCUCAACUUGGAGAUUAUAGAAUCCAGAUGACUUGGCAAAAAGUAUCAGGUGCUCUUGGCUUUCCUUUGAAAACCCUGUACGUAGUGUUUGCACUGACUAACAAAGAUGGUAUUGCUGUUUUUUGUACUGUUUUGUUCUUAAUUUAAACUAAGUAUUGGGAAUUUAAGGCGGUUGUAUUACCUUUGUUAAAUGUUGUUAAUCAUAAUUUUGUAUUCAGGUUUAAUUUUUGCUUGUUCAGUGGCAACUUAUUUUCAAAGACCUUGAAAAUACAAUAAUAGAGCAUUAUCUGACCUUCAGAGUACUGAAAAGCGUAUGAAUUUAUGCCCUGCUAAGGUGUGACUGAGAAUCAUGUUAGACAUGUCAACUGAAAAUUGGUUUUCAUAAAUACACAUGAAAUAGAACCUUGGGCAUAUAUUUUGUUCGUUUGAGAAGCUUAAAAAUCCACUCUUUUUUUUUCUCUUUUGGGAAAGAAAGCAGGACUCUCCCUCCUGAUGGUGACUCUCUUCUUGUUCGUCCUCUUCCUUUUCUUUGUGACAAGUUUUACAUUUUACUUUAUUUUACUUUAUUUUUCUUUUUUUAUGUUUUUUAUUAACUUCUGUGAAGUUGUUUACUCUGAAAAUUGUACUGGAAUAUUUUAAGCCAAGCUGAUCUUUCACCAGGUGUACUGCAUGUAAGGGCUUUUCCUGCUAGCAAAAAUGCUUAAAGAGGAUCAUGUUACUGGUCGUCUGAGUUGUUAUUUUACAAAAUCACAGCUAUGUGGUCGGGUAAGAUUUUGAUAACUGUUUUGUGCACGCUUCUGGGGGGUGGGGGUUGGCAUUUCCCUGAGGGUUACUGAUUAGACUAAGUAAAUAUUGGUGUUUGAUAUCUCUCCUAAUGAACCUGUCCAUGAGAUAAUUAUGUUGUAAAUAUACCUGAAAAUCCAAGGGUUAGUUUUGAUAUUCUGGUGUCAGUAUGGAAGAUCUUACACAUCUAUUUAAUACUCCAGUGUAAAGGAAUGUAUGUAGAAAACCAGUUGAGUAGUCUUUUCUUAGUUUCCUUUGGCUGUUGCAGUACCUUCCUAUAGCCAGUGCCACCUCAUAGCUAGGAUUAGACUGAUGCUUUGUUUCACUUGCAACUUGAAGUGAAUGGACACAAAAACCAGACCACCUUUGUCACCUUAACUUAUUUCCUAUCGAUGUUAACUUUAACUUAGAAUGUUAGACAUAAAUAUGAUUGUUGUAUAUUUUAUACCAAGGCCAUUAUGUAAAUAUGAAUUUAUAUUACUUUUGAAAUGCUUCUGAGAUACUAUUAUUUGCUGUACAAUGUAAUUCCAAAACAGAUAUGCAAACAAGUAUGUCUCUUUCAUGGAUAUUUAAACAGUGAGAUCUUCCAUGUUGAAGGUGAUGUAAUUUUUUUAAAAGAUUUUUAAAUUUUAAAUUGCUAUUUUGUUACAAAAAUAGAGAAAAUAUAAAGGUUUGAGAAGUCCUUAUUUGCCCUCAGGGAAAGAGCCCUCUGUGCACCAGAACUCCACAGAACAUCUUCAGCAUGAUCUGAGGGUGAAUAUAUACUACAUAAAUUGAUUGUGUAUUUACCUUAACUUUUUAAUUUUAAAAUUGCAACUUUAAAAACUUGGUUGUGCUCUGCUGGAGGGGGGUUGGGAUAAGCUGCUUACACACAUUUGCCUGUUUGUCCAGUGAAAUUACAUAAGCCUGACAUAUUCCUGCUAACCAGACUGGCAUAUUUAACAACAGAUGUAUCUAUAUAUACUCUUGUCUGCAGCAGGAGGUCCCAUGAUGGAGCAGUUUGCUAGGAUGACCAUACACUUCAUAUGGAAAGUUGGUUCUUAACUGAGGCUAGGGAGUUUUAGUUGGAUUUUUAAUAUCUAGAAUGACAGGCAAAAGAAUUCUUUAGGGAUUUCAACAGCAUGCAAGCUUUGUCUUAACAGUUUUAGCACUGAUUGUGUGGUUUACGCCAUGAAAUUGUGCCCUCCAGUGCCCUGACAGGGAGAAAGCUACAGGUGGUAACCUAGCUCGGGCUUUCUUCUUUGGUGAAGUUUCAGCCUUUGACCCUAUACAAACAAGUAUGUAUUCAUUUGUCUAGAUGUAAAUCAGGUGCCUUUGGGCUACGGAAGGGCUUAUUUUCUGAUGCUGAGAUACAGUGACUUAUCUUUGUGUGUGAAUAGCAGUGAUUCCCAUGUAGGUUUUGGCCUAACUUAACCUGUGCUGUCAGAAAAAAGGCCCAUAGCAGAAUGGGGAAAGAGAUUGGCUCUUUUGCUUUGCUUGGACAAGCAUUUUGGGUUGGUUUGGUUUGGUUUUUGGUUUGGUUUGUUUUUUUCCCCACUAGGGGUACAGCAGGGAUUUCACAUGCAAGAGAUACAGGAAUUAUUAGUGUCUAAGUUAAUUGUGUUGCCUCACUACCUGGAUUCAUUCCUUGGUUUGCCUCAUUUCCCACAUAGGUCUUAAUAGAGACUAAUGCUUGUGCUGGGAGAAUGCUUGUGUGAGAAAGUAAUUAUCUGUACAUUCUUAACAUAUACUUAGAGCAGAGUGAUUGCCCUGCUACUGAUAUUUUGUUCCUGUAAACAGGUGACAAGAAAUGAAUCUUAGUGUUUAUGCAGAUUUUGCAUUGUAGAAUGUAUACUAGACCCUUCAAAGGAAAGGUUAGACUCUUUGCAAAGCAAACUGGCGUUGGUUCUUGGUAGUCUAGUACAGGGACACUAAAGUUUGACAUUUGAUUUAGGAAAAAAAGCCCAAGUUGUACACAGCUGAUUAUGUUAAAUAAGCUCUUAAUUGCUCUUCAUAGAAGUCUAAUUUGGGAGGUUUUAGUGCUUUGAUAACACAAUUGAAAUCUUACUUUAUCCUGUACUCGAGCUGAAUGCUGUUCUUGUAUAAUAGUGUACUAGGCUGGAUGAGGUACAAAAUAAUGCACAGAGGUCAGAAACAGCUGAGGAAAGAAUGCUUAAAAUAACUUAAUCUAAACUCAGAAUAGUUCCAAACAUUGGUUUUGUUUGCUUUUUUAAAGCACAAGUUGUCAAGUUGUACCUGUUGCUGUACAUAAACACUGUAUGCCAGCAGCUCCUUGAUCAUAUCUGUGAACAGACUUUACAUUAUUAUUAGACUGUUAUUAAAGGAAGAUGUUGAAUUUGAAGAGUGUAACAAAAUGAGAAAUGAUCGGAUUAUCUAUAGUAUGUAAAAGUCCAUUUGUUAUGUUGUAGUUUAAUCCCUUUCUUAGGAAAUUCCCUCUCAUUGAGGGACCUCUUCUGCAAGCAGAACACAAUAGAUGUGCUUUUUUAAAUGACCCCAUUUUCCAGUAUAAAGGAAGAGCUAACUUUGGCAGUAAGUCAUCACCAUGCAUCUCUCUGCUGGCAAGGGAGCACGGCAAGAAAAGAAACCGAACCCCAAACUGGCAGUGAUGAGAUGAAACAAAUCUGAAUCACAAAAUGACCAAUAGCCGAACAUAAUUAUUACACCCUGUUAUUUAAGAAGGAUGCUUGUGGAAGCUUUUAAUCACUCGAGAUUUCGCUGUCAAAGCUGAACUACAACAGAGCCUGGCUGCAUUUAUUACUGCCAAAAGCCAAGGUCAUUUGCACAUAGCCCAUCAGUGUAUCCAGGGUAGGUCUCAGUUAAUCCAAGGCAUGGAAGUGCAUGCAUUUUCUUAGCUGGGCAAACAAGUACAUUAUACAGUAGUUGUGAUACAACACAUGUGGCUUUUAUUUGUACUGCACAUACCCACUGUACAGCCACUCCGAAGUAUCGUGGUUAGCUUGCAGCAUCUGCUGUCCGCAUUUAUACUGUUUACUGCGUAUUCUUUUCCCUGGAAGUUUUAAAGAAAAUUGGGUUUUUCUUUAUUUUUUUUCUCUUGUUGCAUUGAUUACAUUUUAUAAAUUUGCUUAGCUGGAAAGUUUGGGAAAAGAGGCCUGUUUGUCAAUUGUACAACCGAUUGUGAAGCUCUAGUGUGAAUAUUUUUACGUCUGUAUUAGACAUUUUCUUUGCAAAUCUAUUGUUCGAUUGAAAUGUAAAUGAAAUAAAAGAUGGUGUACACCCAUCAUGUAUAAAGCAGGCACCAUCGCUACGAUGGAUUUAAUGCUCAUUUUUAUGGCGCAUUCUCAGCUUCUAUUUAAAACUAUAAUUUAAAAAAAGAAAAAAAAAUCUGUAAAAUGAAAUGGGGUUAUAUGGGGGAGUAAAUUCUAUUCCGUUUAUCUCGGGUUGAGUUCCCAAUGGUCGUUUCCCUUCGUGUUAGAGGUAGGGGCGGGCGGUGCCGUGUGUGUUUGCUGUAGCACUGAAGUGAAGAGGUUGUAUAGCUUUGGCUGGUCACGGAGUAGAGCAUCCUGGUUUUCAGUGUUUGAGAGACUCGGUGGAAGAAGUUUGCAGUAUUGACAUGUAUUUGCAUGCACGAAUAAAAAUUAUUUGUCCACCUUAA
Melopsittacus undulatus (budgerigar) is the source of this 9001-nucleotide messenger RNA. RefSeq names its product ring finger and CCCH-type domains 2 (gene RC3H2). Gene Ontology annotation, biological process: nuclear-transcribed mRNA catabolic process, deadenylation-dependent decay; protein polyubiquitination; ubiquitin-dependent protein catabolic process. The coding region runs from base 192 to 3764 and encodes 1190 amino acids. The transcript is spliced from 21 exons. Gene Ontology annotation, molecular function: ubiquitin protein ligase activity; metal ion binding; mRNA binding. NCBI's taxonomy places the organism in Eukaryota, Metazoa, Chordata, Aves, Psittaciformes, Psittaculidae. Gene Ontology annotation, cellular component: cytoplasmic stress granule. The record is from RefSeq and is a predicted model, not a curated record.